Messenger RNA from Trichechus manatus latirostris (Florida manatee), 2479 nucleotides. It is a transcript of the gene HGSNAT, whose product is annotated as heparan-alpha-glucosaminide N-acetyltransferase. Bases 1 to 1413 code for a protein of 470 amino acids. The record is from RefSeq and is a predicted model, not a curated record. The transcript has 14 exons. Gene Ontology annotation, cellular component: lysosomal membrane. Gene Ontology annotation, biological process: lysosomal transport. NCBI's taxonomy places the organism in Eukaryota, Metazoa, Chordata, Mammalia, Sirenia, Trichechidae.
AUGACGGAUUUGGUGCAUAUUAAUUGUCACAACUUAGACCAAAAAAAGCAUGUAGAGCUGAAGAUGGAUCAGGCUUUGCUGCUCAUCCAUAACGAACUACUUGGGACAAGCUUGACUGUCUACUGGAAUUCUGAAAGCUGCUACCAUUGCUUGUAUCAGGUUCUGGUAAAUGUUUCAAGGAGUGGAAAACCUGGGAAGCCUAGCAUUGCAGCUGUGGCGGUGAGCACCCAGCACGGCUCCAUCCUGCGGCUUAACGAUACCUUGGAAGAGAGAGAAGUUUGUAGGCUGGAAUACAAAUUUGGAGAAUUUGGAAACUAUUCUCUCUUGGUAAAGCACCCCAAUAAUGGAGGCAAUGAAAUUUCUUGUGACCUAGUUGUCAAUAAAGAUCCAAUUGACAGUAACCUUCCUGUGAGUAUUGCAUUCCUUAUUGGUCUAGUGCUCAUCAUUGUGAUAUCCUUUCUAAGGCUCUUACUGAGUUUGCAAGACUUUAAUAAUUGGAUUUCUAAAGCGAUAAACUCUCGAGAAACUGAUCGCCUCAUCAAUUCUUCUGCAGUGUCUUGGGAUAAAGUGCGAAUUCCUGGUGUGCUGCAGCGGUUGGGAGUGACUUACUUUGUGGUUGCAGUGUUAGAGCUCCUCUUUGCGAAACCUGUGCCUGAAAACUGUGCCUCGGAGAGAAGCUGCUCUUCUCUUCGAGACCUCACAUCCAGCUGGCCACAGUGGCUCUUCAUUCUGCUGUUGGAAAGCGUUUGGCUGAGCUUGACAUUCUUCUUACCAGUUCCUGGAUGCCCUACUCAAGAACAAAUCCAGAAGAUGGACUUGGCUGAGAGCUUCUGGAUACUAAUAAUUCUAGCAGCUGGGGGAAUGAAUGCUUUAGUCGUGAAAGUGCUGUACCACACCGAGGUGGCCUACGAUCCAGAAGGAAUCCUAGGAACCAUCAAUUCCAUCAUGAUGGCGUUUUUAGGAGUUCAGGCAGGAAAAAUACUAUUGUAUUAUAAGGAUCAGACCAAAGACAUCUUGAUUAGAUUCACUGCCUGGUGUUGUAUUCUAGGGCUUACUUCUGUUGCUUUGACGAAAGUUUCUGAAAAUGAAGGUUUUAUUCCAGUAAACAAAAAUCUCUGGUCCAUUUCAUACGUCACCACGCUGAGCUCUUUUGCCUUCUUCAUCCUGCUGGUCCUGCAUCCCAUUGUGGAUGUGAGGCGACUGUGGACAGGAACCCCAUUCUUUUACCCAGGAAUGAAUUCUAUUCUUGUGUACAUCGGCCAUGAGGUGUUUAAGAACUACUUCCCCUUUCAGUGGAAGCUGGAGGAUAACCAGUCGCACAAAGAGCACCUAACUCAGAACAUCGUCGCCACCGCCCUCUGGGUGCUCAUUGCAUACAUUCUCUAUAAAAAGAAGGUUUUUUUGAAAAUCUGAUUGUUCCUGCUCACUGGCCAACUUUAGAGGGCCUGGAGGAGUAUUGAGACAGCCUUUAUUAAAGGGCAUCAUUGAUUCUAAAAGGAUGCUGAUGUACACAAGCUGGUUUACUAUGACAUGGAGCAUCAGAACUCUGCCUGUAUGUUUGUGACUUAUACGCUUGCAAUGUCAUUGUCUUUCUUCCUCCAUCUUCUAUAUAAAUGGAUAUAUUUGGAACUUCAUUUUAAGGAGAUCUCAUUUAGCUUUCCAAAAGGGAAUUACCAUGGACAUCUUGCUUCUAUGAUGGAUAAAACAAUCUAAAGUCUGGUUCUCAUUGAUCUUGUUUUCCCACAAACUGCCUUUUUGUAUGUGCACGUGUCAACAAAGAGUACCAUCAUUUCUAUUGCGGCUGACUCUAAAGCUCGUUGAAUGUGAUAUGCAGUAAUAUAGUAUAAUAUUUUUCAUUUAAGUGCAGUUUGAUGUUUCAGGAAAGCCAGAAUAAUUUCCUUUUUAGAUCUGCAAGGCAGUAUGAGUCCAAAAAAUGCCUAUUAGAAGCCAUUUUCUCCUCUUCUUCACUGAAAAAAAAAAAAAAAGUUAAAAUACAGCUGUUAUUCCCAACCACUCUUGCUUAUAAUUUAUGUGUCUAUCUAUCUAUUCAUCCAUCCAUCCAUCCAUCCAUCCAGAGGAUAGCUAGGUACCCAUGGAUGUUGCUGUGGGACAAAGGAAAGCACACUGCUCUUGUUCUUGGGUCCAGCUUUGCCCUCAUUACUGUGUAAGAUGCUGGGCACAUCUCUUGGCCUGUCUGGGCCUCAGUUUCCUCAUCUGUGAAAUGAGGGGAAUGGAGAUGACCUCCUAGGUCUCUUUCAGUUGUUAGCCUCAGUGAAGUAGGAUAUAUCAAUGGCUUUUCUGAAAUCUUCAGAAAAAUAAUUACAGAAAACAUCUUCAAAUUAAAUGAGAAUGGAAAGUUUUUUUUUAAAACUCAUUGAAGUAAAUCUCUUUCAAAGUGACCCUCCACAGUGGAGGCACCUUUGCUGCUUGUAAUCACAAUACCGAAGAAAUAGUUUCUCAGGAGUGAAGGUAGGAGAAC